AUGAAAAAACUGAAACUCCUUCAAGGAAAUCUGCAUCGAAGCAGAAUAGCCGACGAUUUACUCCUACAACUCACUCUAGAACUAAAUAUCGAUCUAGUGCUGAUUAGCGAGCAAUACACAAAUAUAAAUAAACACUGCUGGUACAUGGAUAACCUUUCAACGGCGGCCAUAUGGAUUCUAAAUAGAAAAGAAUUUCGAGUAAAGAAUCACGGAAGUGAGGAUGGUUUCGUUUGGGUAAAUAACGAAGAAAUCACAUUUGUGAGCUGUUACUUUACACCAAACGAGAGUUUAGGGUCUUUCUUAGAUAAACUUAACUGUUUGGAAGAUUUUAUCAGAAAAAAGAGUGGGACCUUUGUAAUUGGUGGUGACUUUAACGCAAAAGCACCAGACUGGGGUAUGAAAAAACUAGAUACAAGGGGAUUUAGUAUUUUAGAAAUGGCUGCCAGAAUUGGUUUAACGGUUGCAAACCAGGGAAAUACCCCUACAUUUAGACGCCCGGGUUACGCGGAAACAAUCCCAGACAUUAUCCUUGUAAGUGAAAAUUUAGCAGGUCACAUUGAAACAUGGGAAGUAAAAGAAAACUAUACUGGUAGCGACCACCAGUACAUCGCUUUCACAAUAUCGAAAAAAAUAAAUCCCUAUAUAAAACAAACCACCAGAAAACUUAGCUGGAAUUUAAAUAAACUUAACAGAGAAGUAUUUAAGGAAACUAUCUCAGUUGGCUGUGAUGAACUAGCAAUAGUAAAAAAUGGAAGAACGCAGAAACACUGGCUAAAGAUACAGUCAAACUUCUCCAUAAAGUUUGCAAUCUCUCCAUGUCCCGGAAAAAACAGAACGACAAGAGGCGGUCGGUUUACUGGUGGACAACCGAAAUUGCAAAUCUCAGGAAAAACUGUCUUCGACUUAGGAGACGAGCAACUCGAGCUAGGAAGAAGAAAUGCGGAGUAG
This is a messenger RNA of Leptopilina heterotoma, 948 nucleotides long. RefSeq lists its product as uncharacterized. Gene Ontology annotation, molecular function: catalytic activity. The transcript has a single exon. The coding region runs from base 1 to 948 and encodes 315 amino acids. The record is from RefSeq and is a predicted model, not a curated record. NCBI's taxonomy places the organism in Eukaryota, Metazoa, Arthropoda, Insecta, Hymenoptera, Figitidae.